Messenger RNA from Tarenaya hassleriana, 2195 nucleotides. Its product is annotated as CDPK-related kinase 1. Gene Ontology annotation, cellular component: nucleus; cytoplasm. NCBI's taxonomy places the organism in Eukaryota, Viridiplantae, Streptophyta, Magnoliopsida, Brassicales, Cleomaceae. Gene Ontology annotation, biological process: protein autophosphorylation; peptidyl-serine phosphorylation; intracellular signal transduction. The transcript is spliced from 11 exons. The coding region runs from base 1 to 1728 and encodes 575 amino acids. Gene Ontology annotation, molecular function: calcium/calmodulin-dependent protein kinase activity; calmodulin binding; calcium-dependent protein serine/threonine kinase activity. The record is from RefSeq and is a predicted model, not a curated record.
AUGGGUCUCUGCCAUGGAAAACCCAUCGAACACCAAUCGAAGAGCCUCACCGUCUCCGGCGAGGCCGAGGAGGCGCCGCCGAAUUCGCAACCAGCGAAAUCCUCCGGCUUUCCUUUCUACAGCCCUAGCCCCUUGCCAAGCCUCUUCAAGACCUCACCCGCCAUAUCCUCGAGCGUGAGCUCCACGCCCCUACGUAUCUUCAAACGUCCCUUCCCGCCUCCGUCGCCGGCGAAGCACAUACGCGCCCUCUUGGCGCGUCGGCACGGCUCCAUCAAGCCCAACGAGGCCUCGAUCCCUGAAGGGAGCGAGUGUGAGAUCGGUCUCGACAAGAAUUUCGGCUUCUCGAAGCAGUUCGCUUCACACUACGAGCUCGGAGACGAGGUGGGUCGCGGCCAUUUUGGGUAUACUUGCUCUGCGACGGCGAAAAAAGGAAGCUUGAAAGGCCAAGAUGUUGCAGUCAAAGUUAUUCCCAAAUCAAAGAUGACCACUGCAAUUGCAAUAGAGGAUGUUAGACGAGAAGUGAAGAUCUUGCGGGCCUUGACUGGUCACAAGAAUCUAGUCCAGUUCUAUGACGCGUAUGAAGAUGACGAAAAUAUCUACGUUGUCAUGGAGUUAUGUAAGGGCGGUGAACUCUUGGACAGAAUACUUCAAAGGGGUGGCAAAUACUCGGAAGAUGAGGCUAAAAAAGUUAUGGUUCAGAUUCUGAAUGUAGUGUCCUACUGUCAUCUCCAAGGCGUCGUUCACCGUGACCUUAAGCCCGAGAAUUUUCUGUUCACUACUAAAGAUGAAGGUUCUCCUUUGAAGGCGAUUGAUUUUGGUCUCUCCGACUAUGUGAAGCCAGAUGAGAGGUUGAAUGAUAUUGUAGGAAGCGCUUAUUAUGUGGCACCGGAGGUUCUACACCGGACAUAUGGGACUGAGGCGGAUAUGUGGAGUAUUGGAGUGAUAGCUUAUAUUCUUCUCUGUGGCAGCCGACCCUUCUGGGCCCGCACUGAAUCCGGAAUCUUCCGAGCUGUCCUUAAAGCAGAACCUAAUUUCGAAGAAGCUCCUUGGCCAUCACUCUCACCUGAUGCCAUAGAUUUUGUGAAAAGAUUGUUGAACAAAGAUUACCGGAAAAGACUAACUGCCGCCCAGGCUUUAUGUCACCCCUGGCUGGUUGGUUCCCAUGAUGUAAAGAUACCAUCCGAUAUGAUCAUAUACAAGCUCGUUAAGGCAUACAUAAUGUCGUCUUCUUUAAGGAAAUCGGCUUUACAGGCUCUUGCCAAAACGUUAACUGUACCACAGCUGGCUUAUCUCCGGGAGCAAUUCACAUUACUGGGACCGAGCAAAAAUGGAUAUAUCUCAAUGCAGAACUACAAAACUGCGGUCUUGAAGAGCUCUACUGAGGCUACGAAGGAUUCACGGGUCUUGGAUUAUGUAAACAUGAUUAGUUGCCUUCAAUACAAGAAAUUGGACUUUGAAGAGUUUUGUGCUUCGGCCUUGAGUGUUUAUCAGCUGGAAGCCAUGGAAACAUGGGAACAGCAUGCACGGCGUGCUUAUGAGUUGUUUGAGAAGGAUGGCAAUAGGCCUAUUAUGAUCGAGGAACUUGCAUCGGAACUUGGACUCGGACCAUCAGUCCCGGUUCACGUGGUGCUACAGGACUGGAUAAGACAUUCCGACGGUAAGCUUAGUUUCUUGGGUUUCGUCAGACUCCUCCAUGGCGUGUCCUCCCGGACACUUCAUAAAGCUUAGAGAGCUCUCUCUCUCUAUCUAUCAUCAGUUACAGUUCAGACACAGGCUGAAACCUUUUGUCAUCUACUUCCUCGGUGCAAAAGGACAAGAACCCUGCUUCUCAAAAGCCCUUUCGAUUCUGAAACGCCUAAGGAAACCGUUAGACAAACUUAUCAUCACAUUGUUAGAUGAAAGCUCUGAGACUUAUGGCAGGAAAAAAUCGGGUUCUGUCUGGGUUUCCCGUGGUUUGCUUUUUCUUUUCUAGUUUUGUUUUUUCCUUUUUAUGUUCUCUUAAUGAUCAGCAAGAGUUGAGUCUGUGGAGAUGAGAGAAGAAAGGGAGGGAGAGGGGAAGUUUCAAGAGCUGAUUUGUACAGAAGAGACAUAAUCCAUAACAAGGAAGAAGACAGACAUUCCCUUGUGAAUGCUGUCAGUGAUGAUGUUUUAAUUUCCCUGUUGUAAUAAUAAACGCAAACACCCACUUCCUGUUC